Myxocyprinus asiaticus (Chinese sucker) is the source of this 1176-nucleotide messenger RNA. RefSeq names its product tubulin polymerization-promoting protein family member 3-like. Gene Ontology annotation, cellular component: microtubule. Bases 202 to 747 code for a protein of 181 amino acids. NCBI's taxonomy places the organism in Eukaryota, Metazoa, Chordata, Actinopteri, Cypriniformes, Catostomidae. Gene Ontology annotation, molecular function: tubulin binding. Gene Ontology annotation, biological process: microtubule polymerization; positive regulation of protein polymerization; microtubule bundle formation. The transcript is spliced from 4 exons. The record is from RefSeq and is a predicted model, not a curated record.
UCAUUGUAAACACACCCGCACAGGAAGGAGCAAGAACAGGGUGGACACACAAGUCCCCUACAUACACACACAUAGGAGAACCAGAAAUGACGACGGAGAAACACACACACACAUUCAGCAUCCUUUAAGAGGCAGUUUAGCAUCAGUACCAAAGACUCUCCACUCCUCUGUAAGAUACAGUAUAAAGUAUAAUCUGACGGUAUGGCUGAGAGUUCAGGCGAGGUAACACUGACAGAUGUUGAGACAGCAUUUCGUAAAUUUGCGGUUCAUGGAGACACCAAGGCAACGGGGAAGGAGAUGAAUGGGAAAAACUUUGUUAAGCUGUGUAAGGACUGCAAGGUCAUCGACGGGAAAAAUGUAACCAGCACGGAUGUGGACAUUGUCUUCAGCAAAGUCAAGGCUAAGACAGCACGUGUCAUCACGUUUGAGCAGUUCACUUCAGCCAUGUCUGAGUUGGCUUCAAAACGAUUUAAAGGGAAAAGUCAGGAGGAGGCAGUACAGCUUCUCUAUGGUCUCAUUGCCGGCAAAAAGCCCGACAACAUUGGUGUCACUAAAGUGGCAAAAGCCUCAGCUGUGGACAGGUUAACGGACAGCAGUAAGUAUACUGGUUCUCAUAAGGAGCGCUUUGAUCCAUCAGGAAAAGGAAAGGGCCGUGUGGGGAGGGAAGACAUCCCGGAUACCAGUGGAUACGUCUCAGCAUACAAAGGCCAAGACACCUACGACAGCAAAGUUAAAGAGGAUGAAUGAGAGAGAAAUGGAUGAAAGGAGAAAAGUUAUUUAUGCAUGACAUAAUGUGUAUGUCUGAAAUAUUUCUGAUUUUAUUUAGCAGCUAGGUCUUAGCUCUCCAGCAAAAACAAAUCUCUUGCUCAAACCUUGCAUGAAAACCUCUCACAACCUUGUGUUUGCAGUGAAUUACACCUACAACUACUUUGAAACUGAUUUAGAUUUAAAAUUACUGUCUCUACAUUUCAUAUCAUCAUAAAAAAGCUAUUUUAGCAAUCUGCCUGUCUAUUCCUGCUAGUUACUUCCAAAGAGAGAUAAAAAUGUGUUUUCUGUAAUCAUGUUACUUAAUUUUCAUGUGCUAACAAGCGCUUUUGCCUUUGACCUUUGCCUUUCUCAAAAUAUAUAUGCCAUUCCAAUUUUAAACUACCAAAUAAAAAUAGAUUAGUGCUUGAA